Molecule: messenger RNA, 2229 nt
Organism: Notodromas monacha
Lineage: Eukaryota; Metazoa; Arthropoda; Ostracoda; Podocopida; Cyprididae
Source: the annotation of a GenBank genome assembly
ACCUUCCCUAGGUUUUUGUCAACUUAAUGGCAUUAAGUAAGAGCUGAUGGUACAUAAACAUUGGCCUCUCCUUUGUUCCUUAUUUGAUAAGAAUCAUGCCUUCACUUGUUUUCACUUAUGAUUCAGUCCAUGCCAAGCAGGAAAAAUGCAUUCACCUGUGGUGGUUAUAUUGAUGGUGUUGCUUGUAGCGACAUCUGCAUUCUCUGGAUAUGUGUCACCAAGAAAUUGGCAGCGGCAGGCUGAGGAUGAAUUCCUGGUGGGUGUGGGAAUUGCUGAUGUGACUGGACCCUGCACUGAAGUUGGAAUGAUGGGGUAUGCAUCAGCAUCCCAAGUGUCAACAGGGAUCCAUUUCCGUCAAUGGGCUCGCUCAUUCAUCAUCUGCAGUGGUGCUGAUGAGUGUGUUGUGUUUGUGAGCUCUGAUAUUGGCAUGAUGUCUGCUGCAACUACAUCAUUGGUUCUAGACAAGCUGGCAAUCAAGUUCCCAGGCUUGUAUGGCAGGCACAAUGUCCUGCUCAGUGGUACCCACACUCACUCUGGGCCAGCUGGGUACCUCCAGUACUUUCUCUUCCAGAUCACCAAUCUUGGCUACAUUGCUGACAGCACUGAUGCCAUAGUGGAAGGCAUUGUAGAGAGCAUUGAAGCAGCACAUGCAAAUCUUCAGCCAGGCCACAUUUGGUAUGGAGAAACACAAGUGAAUGAUGCCAACAUCAACCGCAGUCCAAUGGCAUAUCUCAACAACCCUGUGGAGGAGCAAAACAGAUACGAAUUUGAUGUGGACAAGACAAUGUGGCUUUUGCGUUUUGAUGAUGCCCAAGGCAAUCCCCUGGGUGUUCUGAAUUGGUUUGCUGUCCAUCCCACAUCAAUGAACAACACCAACACCCUAGUAUCUGGUGACAACAAAGGAGUGGCUUCUAUGCUGUUUGAACAGGCUCUGAAUCCAGAAAGUUUGCCAGGACAGGGCAAGUUUGUGGCAGCUUUUGCAGCAUCCAACUUGGGUGACGUGUCUCCCAACAUCCAGGGCCCCAAGUGCCAAGACACUGGCCUUCCUUGCGACCAACUGACUUCUACUUGUGGCGGGUUCGUCCAGCUCUGCGUGGCCAGUGGGCCAGGUAGGGACAUGGAGGAAAGCACCUCGAUAAUUGGCAAUCGCCAGUUUGAGGCGGCAUAUGAAUUGUUCAACAACAGGAGCUUGUUGGUUCCCAUCAUUGGUUCAGUGAAAACCAAGCACCAGUAUAUCAAUAUGAGCAGCUAUGAGUUCCAGGAACUUUCAUCCAAUGGAGAAAUGGAAACAUACACUUUCCCAUACAAAUGGCAGCCAGAUGUGGUGGACACAUCAGUGGUCCUCAUUGGCAGUUUGGCCAUUCUUGGUGUACCUGGUGAGCUGACAACCAUGUCUGGCCGUCGAAUGAGGGAUACUGUGGCUAAGGUGAUGAAUGAACAUGGCAUUGUGGACCCAAAGCCAAUCAUUGCUGGCCUCACCAAUGUCUACUCAGACUAUGUUACAACAUUUGAAGAGUACCAGAUUCAACGCUAUGAAGGAGCUUCCACAAUAUAUGGGCCCAACACCCUUGGGGCAUAUCUGGACCAAUAUAAGUUCCUGGUCAAUGCUACUCUGCAAGGACUGGAGCUGGAUGCUGGACCAUUGCCACCAAACCUUUUGGAUGACCAAAUCAGCUUUGUGUUUGAUCCUCAGUAUGAUGGGGCUUUGUUUGAUAACUAUGGGGAUUGCCUCAGAAAUCCAUACCCAUCUUACAGAGGUGGGGAGACUGUGGAUGUCAUAUUUAGAGCUGGUAAUCCGAGGAACAAUGUGAGGAGAGGAGGGACUUACCUCACAGUGGAACACAGGCAGAAUGAUGACACAUGGAAAGUUAUUGGAACAGAUGCCAAUUGGGAAACAAAGUUUUCUUGGGAACGAACCAAUUCUCUGACAGGAGAAAGUGAAGCACGGAUUCAAUGGACCAUCCCAGUGAACACAGAGGGUGUUUUUCGCAUCCGGCACUUUGGUGACCACAAACAGAUCAUCACAGGGACCAUCUCCCCAUAUUCUGGAAUUUGUGGUCCAUUUGAAGUCCAUGCCACUGGUUGAUCAGAUAUGUAGAAUCCUUGCGGAGGAAAGUUUCGGAAUUCUUGCCAAUAUGCCGCAGAAAACCCCACCAAUGACUUACUUUCACGCUUCUAUAUUUGCCCACAAGAGUUGAUCUGUACCGAAUAAAGGAAGUAUUUGAGCCA